Molecule: messenger RNA, 2856 nt
Organism: Trichoderma asperellum CBS 433.97
Lineage: Eukaryota; Fungi; Ascomycota; Sordariomycetes; Hypocreales; Hypocreaceae
Biological process (GO): mRNA export from nucleus; regulation of DNA-templated transcription elongation
Cellular component (GO): THO complex part of transcription export complex
Source: RefSeq, a predicted model, not a curated record
UUUCACAGACGACUAUCCGCCGGCAACGCGACCCUCACAAUAUCGCCUCUGCCAAAUUUAUCCACAUACACACUUACAACCCUUAAUCUCGACUAAUUUCGGCUUCGCUUACGUUCAACAAUCACACUCACACCCUGGCGAUCCAGCAUCCGUGUCGGCGACUCGACACGGGUCGACUUGGGCAUCGCUUUAGCGUUUGAAAUCGAGUUUUCCGCCAUGCCGGCCCUCGAUAUCGAGAACCCAGGCGUUCCAGCCGUGAGCGCGUUCGGGGAGCUUCUGAACGAGCUGCUCAACGAGGCCUCCGCGGCAAAAGAGACAACCACCAUCGAGCCUGCUCUCUCAAAAUCUGACUUUGCCAACAUCUUCGAUCGAGUUUCCUCCUCGCUUGCCCGCGCUAACAUCGCGGGCACCGAAAGCAAUGCGCCUCAGGACUCGCUCAGGUCUCGGCAGUUUGCCGUCGUCGAAACAGCGGCUCGCGAUUCCUUCAGCAAGCUAAUCGCGACAACGUCAAUUGAUAGCCCCAAGUUUGUGCGGAUGUGGAAUUUGCUAGAUAUUCUUUCGAUACUCUCCGACGACGGUCAAUGUGACCCUGCUCUUCUCUUUUGGCUUGUGGAGGAGCUUCUCGACAGCCAGACGAUUGCGGGAUGCCGCAUAAUAUUCGACUUCCUUGAAUCAAGACGAGAGCGCAUCACCGCCAAGCACUUUAAACAGAAGAAUCUUGUUAUUCUCCGCAGUUGCAACGAGCUGUUGCGAAGACUCUCUCGCGCCGAGGACACAGCUUUCUGUGGACGAGUAUUCAUCUUUAUGUUUCAGAGCUUCCCUCUAGGAGACAGGAGCUCUGUCAAUCUACGAGGAGAAUACCACGUUGAGAACGUGACAUCUUUUGAAACACCAGAAGAUGAAGACAACAAAAUGGAAGUUGAUGCUCAAGCCGAAGCGCCAAAGGAGUCGGGGGCGCCCAAAGCUGGUGCAAAGAAUGGAGCUCAAGAGUCAAACAAAGCGUUGGAUUCUGACACGCUAUAUCCUCUAUUCUGGUCUUUGCAGGAAAGCUUCAGCCAGCCCUUGAAAUUGUUUGACGUGGCCAAUUUUACAAAAUUUAAGAGCAGCCUGGAGUCGACAAUCAAGGCUUUCCAGGCGAUCCAUGACGACAGCUUGUAUACAUCAAAGUCGAUGGAGAAUCUUAAGCGAACUCUCAAGAGAAAGAGGGACGACGAUGGAACUGAGACGCUACCAGAGGCGUUUAAUCCCAAGUAUCUUACGAGUAAGGACUUGUUCCAGCUUGAGAUUAGCGAUCUCUCUUUUCGGCGACACGUCCUUGUUCAGGCUCUCAUCAUCACAGACUUUCUCCUAUCCCUCUCAAAGGAAGAGAGGGAGAAACGAACAAACAUCAACGUAUCCAACAAGUCGGUCAUUUAUCCUGACCAACUGAAUGAAGAAAAUACGAAAUGGGCUACCGACAUAAAAAAGGUGAUAUCAGACUAUCUCAAGCAGGGCGCUGAUGGGCCAUACUUUUUUCGCAUGGUAGAAACAGUGCUAGCUAGGGAUAAGAACUGGGUCUUUUGGAAGAUGGCCAGUUGCCCGCCCAUCCAGCGCGACCCAGUCUCAGCCCAAGGCUUCCUCGAGGCAAGGGAAGCCGCUCAGCGCAUGGCGACAAGCAAGCGGCUGCGACCAAAUCCGCUCAACGCCGUGCCUCUCGAUUUUCUCGCAAACGAGGACGAAACCUCGGCUUUGGAUAAGCUGAAAGAUGCAGAGCGGUACCAGCUGCCCGAGUUGGACGCGUUCAAGAGCAAAAUCGCAGACGACGACUUUGAGAUUGAGAUGCCGACCAAUAGCGAGACAAAGGCCGCGGCCGUUGCGGGCAAAGCGAGCAAAAGCUGGAGAGCUUUGCGGAUAGCGUCGAGAUUCAAGCUAGCGGCCUUUGAUAAGCUCGAUGACCCGAAGAAGAUUAACCUCAUCUUUGAGGACGACAUUGAAGGAGCUGAAGACGAGGAGGAUGCUGAACCAACCGCGAGCGAGGACGACAUGCCCAAGAAUCGCGACCCCAUCAUCUUGUCUGCGUCGUCUGGUAUUGACAUUUCAUCGCUAAAGGCGAAGCUCAUGGAUCUGCAUAAGGGGGUAUUCGCCCCUGUGGUACGCCAUGCUGUGCGCGAGCCCAAGGACGGAGAGAUCAAUGGCAAAACAUACCAUUUCGUCAAAGCCCAGGAGUUUAAUCAGCUGCGAGACGGUGACCGAUUAGUUGAGUACACCAGCCGCGAUGGAGUCGACUAUGGCACAAGCAGCAAGGCUGUUGAAGCUGUUGUUGACGCAGGCAAGGUGCCCAUCAUUGAGCUCGAUGUCGAGGCCGCUCAAUUCGCCAAGGACAUGGACUUCUCAGCCCGCUACAUAUUCAUCAAAUCCUCUUCCGAUGAAACCUUUGACGAGUCCAAAACGAAUGAGUUGUUCGACACUGUAGUUGUAGACAAGGACAAUCUCGAGGAAACGGCCACUAGUGUUGGGGAAUUCAUUUACGCGGAAAAGCAAGAGGACCAAGAUGAGACGACAGCUAAUGGCGAUGCGAACAUGGAGGAUGCACCGCCUGCAGACGGCGACGAGGAGGAGGCGUAAAACAGCCGCAUUUACGUACAGGCAUUUUUGGACUUGUUUUACUUUUUUUUUUUAAUGACAGCAUGGGCUUCACGUGGGAUAUAGGCUUUUGUGAUUUUUGAUUUUUUUUUUUGGUUUUUUUCAAUAUGAGUGUAUUUUUAAAAAGUGCUGGAAAGUCGGGUUCGAAGAAAUACCCAAGGGAGUCAGAAGCAAGAUACCAAAUACAUUGGUCAUAUAGUCUAGUAUGUAUACAAAGAAAGAAAGCAUGUUUCA